GCACAUCCCAGGAGAACCUCUAACGGGUAGUCCACCAGCAUCCGGGAAUAACUGUCAAGUGGAAGCAGAACCCAAGAAGAAGCUGUCAGAGUAAGUCGUUCCUACAAUUCUAUCAUUGCAUUUGAUUUUGCAAGUGGGACAUGCUGGCGGGGAAAAUCUGUCGACAUUUCUUACCUUCUCACAAAGCAGUAAAGUUGUCCAUCCCUGUUAAUGACAGCAAGACAAGGCAAUUUUAUUUAUAAACACACAACAAGGCAACCAGUUAUCACAAGAGACUAAAUUAGUCAACACACCCAAGCGUCACCACGUGCCGCUGUGUCGGUCUCUGUCCGCCGCCUUCACCGUGCAACCAGUGGCAUCUGACCGCCGCGUGCUGCCGAGACGUCACGUGGGGUGAACUACAGCCCAUUCGGACCACCGAACCGGUUUCAGUCCGAGCGCCGCUGCUACUGUUUGACUCUGUGUUUGCUUUGAGAGCAUCGUAGGGGUCACAGUGGGGGCAUUUACGGAGCUGAGCUUGACCCUGAGGAACCUGAAGGGAUUUUGUUUUCAAGCAGUGCAAAAAAAGAUUAGAAUAUUUGACAUACUUGGUAAUAAAGCUGGCUGGAUGACGAGGGUCCAUCCAGGCUGCCGCAGCUGUCGCAUAGCUCCCGAUCAUCUCGGAUGUCAUCCAGAUUGCUCUGUUGCCCAUACACAGUGUCAGGGGGGCACAGCGACAGGACCGGAAUCCCGCUGUGGAGGACGAGUCACGAGAGAAUAACAAAAAAAAAACGUGACAUUUCCAGUUUUAUUCCUGUCUAGCCUUUUAAAUACCCCCCCCCCCCCCCCACAGCAAUUGAGUCAAACUAAUGAGGCUAAGAAUGGUGCCGCACUGUGACAACUUGGCAGCAAGCAAUUAAAGAAAGCAGGAAAUGGAGAUUGCGAGCAGAUGUGACUCGUGCAGUGUCACGUCACGAAAUACUGACAGUACACGCCACAUCCUCGUGUAUCCAUGGAGCUUCGGCUUUAAUGGAUGGCAACUGCCGCUUGCCUGGGUUAUCUGGCCACCAUCCAGUUUUGUAAACUAAUUACUGAACAUAAGCACCACCAGGCAGCAGGGCUCUUUGUUUUCUUAUUUUUCAUACAAAACAGACACACUGUGAUGUAAAAAUGGACAAGCUUUAAAAAAAAAACCCCAUACAGUCUAAAUGAAUUGUUCUUGGUCUAAAUCAAGGUUAUUAAAAUAAAAAUAAAAAAGAUGUAUAACAAAUAGGUUGUGUUGCAGUUGUGCGUCAGAAGAAGGCAUAGUGUGCUGUCGCUUGUUUUUCCACCGUGGCCGAGAUGCGACCGCACUUCCUGCCGUGUCACUAUGGCGACGCACUAAAUCUACACAAGCAAGUGACCUCACACUUGUUAAUGUGCUUCUCCUAAUAAGGCACAAUGAUGGAGGAAAUGCUCAGUAUGACAAAGAAUCGAAUUAGAUCCGUGUCUGCUCGUAUUGAUGCAAUGAGCGCAGCAGUGGAGGAAAGCGAGCAAUCUGAGUCAUCAAUAUUUCAGACGAUGAGUGCAAAAAUAAUCCAGGGAGGUGCGAGCCAGUUUCACACCGUGCUAGGAAUGUAAAUUCUUACCGCACUCUGACACAAGGCGAAACUAAUUGCGCAUGCUCGAAUGCACAAUAGAAAAAGUUCUGAUUUAUUAGGUACACCAUUCCCAGAUGUUGGGGAUUUUUGUGUGUUUUUAAUUAGAGGGGAAUAGUUUUAUUUUUUUUAUUGCUGCUGCCUUGCAGUUUUGCAAGCCUUCUGAGCAAUGUUAUCAAGCAAGAUUAAAGUAUUAACGUUUCUUCCAUUAGUCCAGCCAUCCAUCUUUUUUUUAUUCCACUUUUUCGAGUUGUCGGGGAGGAGAAGCCUAUCUGUACACCCUGGACUGGUCGCCAGCUAAUCUCAGGACAUUGUGAUUUCCAACCACGUCAACGCCAGUCCUCCUCCUUGUACUGGCCGUGGUGGAACAUGCCCGCCGCCGUGGGCAAGUCGUUACGCGCGGCCACCGUGCUGUCCGUGGCGGUCCUGUCCUUCUUGGUGUGCUUGCUCCUCGGCAGCGUGCGCCAUCUCGGAAGCGGCCACGAGGAUCUGGAUGAGGAGCUGCUCUCUCUCCGCUCAGCGUUGAGCCACCAACUCGCGCAAAGACGCCAAGAAAUCCUUCCACUGCUUUCUCCCGGACACGAGAAGGAGCCUUUCUCCACCUGGGAUUCUAAUUUGUGGGGCGAGCUCACGCGUGGUUCCUCCGCCGCUGGAACUCCGCUGGGUUGCGGAGCUCUGCUGGACAUGCAACCGCUGGAGGUGCUCGGCUCUGGGUACACCAAGCUGGUAGUGAAAGUGACGCUGGCUGGAGGAGAGCCGGUGGCCCUCAAGAUGGUCAACGAGCACGGCAUCGACAUGGGCAAGUGCGUGGAGGGCUUCAAGGACCCCCACGGAUGCCGUCAGCUGGUCUCCUACAAGCUCAGCAAGGAAGUUGUCCUCCUGCACAGGUUGCGGCAUCCCAACAUCAUCAAGUUGCGUGGUCACUGCGCUGGAGACGCGGGAACCCAAAUGACCGCCAUCUUGGAGCAGGGGAACCCUCUCCAGAUGCUCCAGCUGCUCCAGAGCCCCUGGGAGGACCGCUUCAGGGUGUGUCUGGACUUAGCCCGCCUCCUCCACUUCUUGUCACGCUCGCCACUAGGCUCGGUGGCUCUGCUGGAUUUUCAGCCCCGCCAGUUCGUUAUGGUGUCGGGCGAGCUCAAGCUCACCGACCUGGACGAUGCCAGCGCGGCCGACACACCCUGCGGAUGCGACGCCGACUGCUCCCUGCAGUUCCCGCACCGGAAUUUUACCCUGACUUGUUCGGCUCGUGGCGUGUGUGAGGGCUUCAAUGAGAAGAUGAACAUUUACAAUGCCUACAGGUACUUUUUCACUUACCUGCUGCCUCACCAGGCCCCGCCCGGCCUCACACACCUGGUGCAGAACAUCAUGAACGUCACAGGUGAGCUGAAAGCCGACAUCAACGAGACGCUGGAUGCUUUCGAGAACAUCCUGGAUCUUUAUAAAUCUGGCCUGCACCUGGACAAGCUGCCUUCAUCCAUACUUCGAGAUUACAACGUGAUGCGAGGCAUGGCAACAUCAGGAAACACAGAGUACCACUGCUGGCCAUCCUACAGCCAACAAGGCUGCGUCUUGUCCAUCCACAGUGCCAGCGAGGCUGCACACAUUUGCAACUCGCAUUCGCAGUGCACAAGCUUCACUCUGACUGGACAGAAAACAUGGACAGGUCGCCCACUGGCCACUUUCAGGAGCAGCUUCAAACUUCUGGUGCCGGACGAAACCUCCGAGGUGUAUGUGAAGAAAAGCACAGCCGUGCUUGGAAGUCGAGCCGCAGCAUCAGCCCAAAAAGCCAGAGGACGAGGAAAGAAAACAAGCUCUUAUUCGAGUACAUGCUUAGGCUGAUGCGCUGAGGUGCCAACUGUUUUCUCAUGGCUCUGGGGCUUAACUGCACUGUGAUCUGAAUGGGACCUUUACAACGCCGCUUUUAACGUGUGUGUGUGUGUGUGUGUGUGUGUGUGUGUGUGUGUGUGUAUGUGGGGGGGUGAUGUCUGUUGGUUUAGCUAGUUUGCAUAAGGUAGCAUUUGAAGCUACAGCCAGGAGCUUGUUUUAGGUCUGUGUGGCGAAUAGUAUAAAGCGCAACAUCUAGUUAGUGUAUAAAGAUACGGCCAGGAAUGAAUUCGUGUGGAAAAUAAAGCUAAAUUUAACAAGAAGUUAGCAUAAUCUAUCAUCAUGAUGUCACAGCAAACGGCUAGUAAGAGGAAAGUAGCAUAUAAAAGUCAAUUGGUAAUUAAAGCUCCGUCUAGCGAAUAAAACGAAGGUAAAUAAAACUAACUAAACAACUAGUUAGCUUAAUGGAACAUUUAAAGCCAAAGUCAGAUAAUGAAGAUAAUGACAUUUUGGGGCCUGAAAUUACAAAUAUUCCAAAACUGUUUUCCAAGCAAUGGUGUGUUUUUUUGGCCUGGCAUGUAUAUUGCAAUUUUUUUUGGUCAUUUUUGCAGGUUCAUGCAAGUAGAGGCUAGUGGUAAUAUUUUUUAUUCACAUUUUUCAAAAACCCAUAAAUGCAGUAAUAUACAUGCCAAACCAGAAGUUGUCAAUUUAACUUUGUAAAGAAACACCAACUGCUCUUUCUUUAUUUCGAAAGCACCUUUUCAUGGUCUGUGUGAGAUCUGGAUGAAAGUAAUGCGACUAUGCUGAAUGUAGUUUGUUGCGUUAAAUGCCUCAAUAGCGCUUUGUGCUGACUUUUAUUAUAUUCAAUUUUAUAACAGUUUUUUGAGACACGCCUUUUAAAAAAAAUCUUAUUCUUUGAAAUGUUCAAGUGAAAGACAAGUUGCUGUAUACUACCACUUAAAUCGCUAUGAGCAUUUGCAGCAAAGAUUGUUUCAAAUCAUUCCAGUUCAUUUACAUCCUUUUGUAAACAACUUAAUUUAAUUUUUUUAUUGUGUCAUGAUGAUUGUUCUUACACAAUUGUGCUUGUAGAGUUUUAAGUGCACCUUGUGGGUGAAACCAUUAUUUUCAAUGGAAAAUGACUCACCUCUGUUUUUUAUAUACUGCACCAAAUGUAACUGCAGAGUCUUAUUUUAUAAAUUUGUACUGAUUCUGUC
Molecule: messenger RNA, 4654 nt
Organism: Syngnathus typhle (broad-nosed pipefish)
Lineage: Eukaryota; Metazoa; Chordata; Actinopteri; Syngnathiformes; Syngnathidae
Gene: pkdccb
Product: protein kinase domain containing, cytoplasmic b
Exons: 9
Coding region: 1986-3455 (489 amino acids)
Biological process (GO): protein phosphorylation
Molecular function (GO): non-membrane spanning protein tyrosine kinase activity; ATP binding
Source: RefSeq, a predicted model, not a curated record